AUGGCUACUGAGCGUUCUUCCAAUGGGCGCAUGUGUAAGAGUAAGACUGAAGAUGAAGUUAUGCCCAAACCAAGAUUCGAGUGUGGAGCUCCUGAUGUCACAGUCAUUGUGGGAGGGCAACAAUUUCAGGAGUACAGUCACCACCUGCGAUGUUGGAGUGGCUUCUUUGAUGCAGCCUUUCGAAGUGGAAUGAAAGAAGCCAGGACCAUGCUGUUCAAGUUUCCUGACGAUGAUCCAAGAGAAUGGGAGCUUGUAUGGGCUGUUUUGCAUCCAUUUUCUGAUGAACGAGUUAAUGAAGACAAUGUUGAAAAACUGUUUUCAUGGUUCCAAAAACUCUGCAUCUCCCAAGGUGUUGAUGAAUGUGCCAAUGUCUUGUUUGCAAUUCUGGAAAAGAGCACCUUGGCUCUUGGCUUCUUUUCAGGUAUGGUGUUUUUCAAAAGUCCAUUCAAUUCAGCUGAAACAAAGAUUGAUUGUGUCCUCAGAAUCUUACCAAUGAGUGCCCAAUGCACUGAAAAGAAAGCUGAAAAAUGUUGCGUUGCCUACUUGAGACAGGUGGCAAAAGAUAUGCCUUCACUCUUCCAUGAAAAGCAGUUGAAGAAGAUGUGUUCCCUUUUCUAUGAAGAUAGCAAUUGCAAAGCUGCUCUGUCAAUGGUUGUGGAAAAAUUUCUACCAACUGACAUCCAAGCCCCGGAGGACAAGAAUACUGUGUUGAACAAUCGAGUAUUGCUAUUAUCCUUUAUGAAAGCCAAGUGUGAAUCACACAGGUACAAAGGUGCACUAGACCGGAUUCCUUCCAUUCUCUCAUCACUGGAAAGAGACACGCCCCUUGCUGCUUCCAAAACGCACUCCGCCUUCAAGAAUGAUGCAGUGCUGGGAGCCGCCGUGAACUUGCCGUAA
This is a messenger RNA of Seminavis robusta, 897 nucleotides long. The record is from the annotation of a GenBank genome assembly. NCBI's taxonomy places the organism in Eukaryota, Bacillariophyta, Bacillariophyceae, Naviculales, Naviculaceae.